Messenger RNA from Penicillium soppii, 1335 nucleotides. RefSeq lists its product as uncharacterized. Gene Ontology annotation, molecular function: oxidoreductase activity. The record is from RefSeq and is a predicted model, not a curated record. The transcript is spliced from 2 exons. The coding region runs from base 1 to 1335 and encodes 444 amino acids. Lineage: Eukaryota; Fungi; Ascomycota; Eurotiomycetes; Eurotiales; Aspergillaceae.
AUGACCAUCGCGGAAGCGACAGGGACAGUCAUAUAUGACCCCGAGGGUGGCGAACAUGUUUCAUUCUCCCGAGAAGGCCAUCCCAUUCAUGAUGACGUUAGUGCCAAAGUGCAAGAUUUUGUGUGGACAACUAUAUCGGAGGCAUUCGAGUAUAGUAAUAGCCAUGGAGAGAGUAUACCCGCCGACAAAAGUUUGCUUGACUUUGUCCGCGAACGAGUCCAACAGACCAAGUUCUCAGAUGAAGAGAAAGACCUCUGUCUAGAUGCAUGCAAGCUCUGGGGCGCAUACGUCGGCGAUCAAGCCGACAGGCAGAGUCUGAAGUUCUUCCGUUUAGAGGAGUGUGUUGACGGGAGCAACUUCGUCGUGGCGUCUACAUACAAACGCAUCCUAGAACAUGUUGCAAAGACCGCAACAAAACAAGCUGAUAUCCAUCUCAGCGAGCCCGUCACGAGCAUCAAAGCGCCCCAUCGCAAUCAAUCAACAAACCACCAGGUGACCGUAACAACCACGACAGGCACAUACGACUUCGACGAAGUAGUCGUGACCUGCCCACUAGGCUGGCUCAAGAAAAACACAAGCGCAUUCUCACCCGAGCUCCCGCCCCGCCUCCUCCAAGCAAUAAACAGCAUCUCAUACGGCCGACUCGAAAAAGUCUACGUAACAUUCCCGCGCGCCUUUUGGCACACACCCACAGCUAGUGACAAAGACAAUACCACCAAACCAACCGUCUUCGCCCAAUUCCUCGAACCCACCUACGCCCCCCAUCCACCGCACAUAGAAUGGAACCAGGAAUGUCUCUCUCUCGCCGCCCUGCCCUCCCCACACGCCCACCCAACCCUGUUGUUCUAUACAUACGGCGAGAGCGGCGCAGAGAUCAUAAAUUCAAUCUCCAAUUUCCACCCCUCAUCCCCUGAAUACCGCGACACCCUGAACCAGACCCUGCAACCUUUCUACUCCCGGCUGCCGGGCUACGAUGCGGAGUCUGCAGACUGUACGCCGACGGCAUUCCUCGCAACGCAGUGGCAGAAAGAUGACUAUGCGGGUAAUGGAUCUUAUUGUAAUUUCCAGGUUGGGGUUGUCGAUGCGGAUAGAGAUAUUGAGGUUUUGAGGUCUGGGGAUGGGAUUGGGCCGGUGAGGGGAUUGUGGUUUGCUGGUGAGCAUACGGCGCCUUUUGUUGCGCUUGGGACGACUACUGGUGCGUUUUGGAGCGGGGAGAGGGUUGCCAGGUUGAUCUGCGAGGGGCGCGGUUUGGAUGUUGGUGGUGAUGGGGUGAGGGAUGAUCCUUUGCCUUCUGCUGGGGGGCAUAUUCAUGAGUUGAACAGAACCGGUAGAUAG